UCCAUCCUGCGAGUCGCAGGCAGCAGUUUGGCGUGUUUUUGCUGGAAGUCGUUUGAAUUUGAGGGUCAGAUGGCCGCAGGGUGUGAUCGGUACCAGAGAGUGUGUUUGUCAGAGACUCAGCUGGACUUCCCGGGACAGCCGUACUCUGUGUCCGUCCUUAAAGUUGGUUACUGCGUCCCUCAGUCUGAUGGGUCGUUUAGAGCCGACGGGACUAUCACCCUCAUAAGGGGCGUCAUGGACAUUCUGGUGGACACCGGGGGCCCGUGGGACCGGGAGUUCCUCCUCCAGUCACUAAAGCGAAGAGGCCUGGAGCCCGGGGACAUACAGCUGGUGGUGGGGACUCACGGACAUUCAGAUCACAUUGGAAAUCUGAAUCUCUUCCCUUCUGCAUUGACUAUAGUGGGAUAUGAUAUCAGUGAGGGGGACAUUUACCGUCCCAACCAGCUGGCAGAGGGACAUGUCUACUCAGUGGAUGAUCAUGUGUGUGUCGUUCCCACCCCGGGCCACACAGGACAAGACGUCAGCGUCCAGGUGGAGGGGACAUCUGUUGGGACUGUCCUCGUUGCAGGGGACUUAUUUGAGUGCUGGUCUGAUGACAACAGCUGGAAGGAUUUGAGUAUGAACAGUGCAGUGCAGGAAGUCAGUCGACAGAAGGCUCUGAAUUCUGCUGAUGUCAUCAUACCGGGCCAUGGACUUCCUUUCAGAGUUCUCAGAACCUGAUUAUAUCAAAAUGAUGUGUUGAUGUCGCUUGGCUUAUUUACAUCUUAUCUAGGAGCGUCAUGUAUUAUUAUCCCACUGCCAGAGCUUUAUUGAGUUAAUUCAGUCUAAGUUAAUGCUGAGUAAUCCUACUGAUUAGCACAUGUUCGCACACGAGGAGUGAUCUUUCCACUUUAUGUUUAUGAUUGGUAAAAGUACACUAUUUUCAAAGUUUGAUGUUUUGAACUCCUUUGAAAAUUUCUUCAUAUGUGCUACCUGAAAAUAAACAUUAUUUCCAUCAACCUUUUGAAAGGUUACUGCAAUUCUGUGAACGUUGAUGGUUGGCAAACAUGACAUGGUAAGCUGAGUCUGAACGAAUGGCCAGAUGAUUGAUUAAAAUAUGAAUGUCAUGCUACCAAAAAUUCUUAAUCGAUUUCUAGUACGAAUGUGGGGCAUCACUGUGUUUCUUUGUGAAUAAAUAAAAUUAUGGUUUUAAUUCUGAGGUCAGA
This is a messenger RNA of Poeciliopsis prolifica (blackstripe livebearer), 1205 nucleotides long. It is a transcript of the gene mblac1, whose product is annotated as metallo-beta-lactamase domain containing 1. The transcript is spliced from 2 exons. NCBI's taxonomy places the organism in Eukaryota, Metazoa, Chordata, Actinopteri, Cyprinodontiformes, Poeciliidae. The record is from RefSeq and is a predicted model, not a curated record. The coding region runs from base 70 to 720 and encodes 216 amino acids.